AUGAAGCGCAUGCCUGCGAUGAACAGUUCUGUACAAGCUGUCUUCUACUCGGCUGUUCCGGCAACCGAGCAUCAGGACUCCCAGUACGUAGCCCUGCGAACGACUAUCCGCAUGGCGGGAUGGUUCACCUACACGCUGGGCUACACAACAAAGUUUGUGUUCCUCAAUGAAAUGUUCCCCACCGUCGCUCGGAGCGGAGGCUUCGGGCUAUGCAGCACUAUAGGCCGCCUGGGCGCCACACUCGAACCUUGGAUCAAUGUGUUUUUGAUGUCUUGGGGAGAGAAGAUUAUCCUUAUUUUAUACUCAGCGAUGCUUUUUGUGAUGUCGGCCUCCAUGAUUCUGCUACCGGAAACGUUUGGCAGUCCACUGCCAGACACAUUGGAGGAGGGUGAGCUCUACUCAGCGCUCAAGUUGUCGAAGAAAAUGAAGAAUGCGAGCGAACGCAAAGAUUUGUACAAUGUUGUUCAAGCCGAGGAUGGUGAGCUGAAGAACAAGAUCUGAGCUGGAUUGCACUCAAGUACGAGAAACAGAACAAAAAUGAUCACUUCAAUAAAGACCAAAAAAUGUUGUUAUUUGU
This is a messenger RNA of Rhipicephalus microplus (southern cattle tick), 577 nucleotides long. Its product is annotated as organic cation transporter protein. Lineage: Eukaryota; Metazoa; Arthropoda; Arachnida; Ixodida; Ixodidae. The record is from RefSeq and is a predicted model, not a curated record. Gene Ontology annotation, molecular function: zinc ion binding; transmembrane transporter activity. Gene Ontology annotation, cellular component: membrane. Gene Ontology annotation, biological process: transmembrane transport.